Mycena indigotica is the source of this 1641-nucleotide messenger RNA. Its product is annotated as Amidase signature enzyme. The record is from RefSeq and is a predicted model, not a curated record. The transcript is spliced from 4 exons. Lineage: Eukaryota; Fungi; Basidiomycota; Agaricomycetes; Agaricales; Mycenaceae. Gene Ontology annotation, molecular function: catalytic activity. The coding region runs from base 1 to 1641 and encodes 546 amino acids.
AUGUCUGUAGUCAGACUCCCAGAGACCGUCACUGUUACGGCUGCGCAAAUCCGCGAAACUGCUUCUCGAAUCGGGGUCGAAGUGCCUGAGGAAGAUCUCGAUGCGUAUCGCGUAUUCCUCAGCGGGCUGGACUCCUGCAUUGACCAGAUUGAGGCCGAAGAUGACUACCUUCCGUUCCUCGACGCGGAACGAUUUCCUCGCUCGAAUGUGCAUCGACCAACACCUGAAGACAACGCGAAGGAGUUCAAUGCCUGGGCGUAUAAAAUCCACAUUGCCUCAACAAACACAGAAGACAAAGCUGGGCCGCUUGCAGGGCUGACCGUCGCAAUCAAGGACAAUGUCAACAUUGCGACGGUGCCUUCUUUACUGGGGACCGAUGUUCUCCAAGAGCCUUACGUUCCAGAAUAUGAUGCAACAAUCGUUACGCGGAUUCUACGGGCGGGAGGUACCAUAGUCGGAAAGGCCGCCUGCGAGAACUUUUGUCUCGCCGGAAGUUCAUUUACCAACGCGCACGCCAAGGUCAUGAAUCCUCUCGCUCCUGGCUACUCUGCUGGUGGCUCUUCUUCUGGCUCGGCAGCCCUCCUCGCAGGCGCGACUCCCGUGGUCGACAUAGCUAUCGGCGGUGACCAGGGUGGCUCAAUUCGCUUGCCUGCUUCAUAUUGUGGCAUUGUUGGCCUGAAGCCUACUUAUGGGUUGGUCCCGUAUACGGGCAUCGUUUCGCUAUCAUCUAUUAUUGACCAUACGGGGCCGAUGACAACCAAUGUGCUCGACAACGCGAAGCUUUUGAGUGCUAUUGCUGGGAAAGAUGGGUUGGACGACCGCCAAAUCGAAGCACCGGAGUUUGGACUCGACUAUCAUACACCCCUUCUUGCUUAUGCAAAUGACCCGAAAGCUGCAGUGAAGGGCAUGCGGAUUGGCGUUCUAGUUGAGUCUUUGGAGGUUCCGGGAUUAGACGCUCGAGUGCGAGACAAGGUCAAAGCCGCCGCUGAGCUGUUUCGCGGUCUGGGCGCGGAAGUGGUGGAUGUUUCCAUUCCUAUGCAUACCCUUGGACGUAUCAUUUGGACCGUGGCCAACACACAAGGCAUCUCUGAGCAAGCAUUACGAGGCCAGAAUCCGGUCAGAUCAGGUGUUCACGACGCAAAACUGACGAAGGCUCUGGCGCACUGGGACACGGAGAUGUUUAAAAAGGCACAGUUGCAUAAUCCAGCUGUCAAUGUCUGCUUGCUUGGCGGAGAGUUUUUCAAGACCACUUACCCCGGCGUCACUGACAAGGCAAUCAAUCUCUCCCGAAAACUGCGCGACACGUAUGAAGCGGUGAUCAAGCAGCAACAACUCGAUGUCCUUCUCCUGCCUUGCACCCCCACCAUUGCCAACUACACCUCCCAGGUGUCAGAUAGCAUCAUAGAGAAGAUGGGAAAGGCGACGGGGAUAGGUCUGAAUACCUCUCCCUUGAAUGUUUCGGGCCAUCCAGCAAUCAGCAUUCCGAUCGGGAUGCUGCCUGUAGUCGAGCCUGGGCGUGAGGCAGACAAGGAUCUCAAAUUACCCGUGGGGAUGCAGAUUAUGGCUGGCCUGUGGCAGGAAAACAAGAUCUAUAGGGCAGCAUUAGCUUUUGAGAAGAGUUUCGAUUGGCGUGUACUUUAG